AUGCAUUUGGAUAUAAUAAUUUUCAGAAGCUUGAACCUAUUUGACUUUUUGUAUGGUAAAUUUUGGUGGUCGACACAACGCGCGACUAUCGAGUGUGGUUUUUGUAACAUGGAACAGUCUAUGCGGGAGCUUAGAUUAGAAAAUGGCAGUCGUGAAGGUGACUACGGAUAUGUUUACGCUGUAUCAGGUCCAGUUGUCACUGCUUCAUCCAUGGCUGGUUCUGCUAUGUACGAAUUAGUUCGUGUUGGACACGAUGAAUUGGUUGGAGAAAUUAUUCGUUUGGAAGGUGAUCUGGCCACCAUUCAGGUGUACGAGGAGACAUCUGGUGUAACUGUCGGUGAUCCUGUUCUUAGAACUGGUAAACCUUUAUCAGUAGAACUGGGACCUGGCAUAGUUAACAAUAUUUUUGACGGUAUUCAACGCCCUUUAAAAGGCAUUUGUGAUUUAACCAGUUCAAUCUAUAUACCAAGGGGUGUAAAUGUUCCUGCGUUAGAUCGAAAAGUUGAAUGGGAAUUUAUUCCUACACCAGGUUUAAAGCCUGGGAUGCAUAUAACUGGUGGUGAUAUUUAUGGUGUUGUACCAGAAAAUACAUUAGUUCAACAUCGAAUUAUGCUUUCACCUAAAGCACAAGGUACAGUUAGAUGGAUCGCUCCAGCUGGACACUAUACAUUAUCGGAUAAAAUAUUAGAAAUCGAAUUCGAUGGACAAAUCAGUCAGCAUACUAUGCUACAAGUAUGGCCAGUACGUCAACCUCGUCCAGUAGCUGAAAAACUACCUGGUAAUCAUCCACUUCUAACUGGUCAACGAAUAUUGGAUGCUUUAUUCCCGUAA
Molecule: messenger RNA, 831 nt
Organism: Schistosoma turkestanicum
Lineage: Eukaryota; Metazoa; Platyhelminthes; Trematoda; Strigeidida; Schistosomatidae
Source: the annotation of a GenBank genome assembly